Molecule: messenger RNA, 2905 nt
Organism: Cyclopterus lumpus (lumpfish)
Lineage: Eukaryota; Metazoa; Chordata; Actinopteri; Perciformes; Cyclopteridae
Product: serine/threonine-protein kinase Nek6-like
Exons: 10
Coding region: 191-1120 (309 amino acids)
Biological process (GO): protein phosphorylation
Molecular function (GO): ATP binding; protein kinase activity
Source: RefSeq, a predicted model, not a curated record
GUGGCAGCAGCGCCACCAACCACAGAGACACGGCGCGAGCGAGAGAGAGAGAGAGAGAGAGAGAGAGAGAGACUCGGGGGAGGGGGUCCGUCUGUUGCACAACAACGCGGACCCAUGUAACUUGUGGAAGUGGUUUCGAGAGCAGGACAUUAUUGACUCCCCUUCAGGAGUUGGUUGGUGUGAUGCAACCAUGGAGGCGCAGAACAACAACCAGCCCACCUUAGACAACCACAACAAUCUCUACAAAAUACCCGGUCAGGAGGAUCCGAAAAACAUGCCGAGCUGUAGGUACUUCUGCACUCUGGCCAACCUCCGGAUUGAGAAGAAGAUUGGUCGGGGCCAGUUCAGUGAGGUCUACAAAGCCACGUACCUGCUGGAGGGACAGCUGGUUGCACUCAAGAAGGUCCAGAUCUUUGACAUGAUGGAUACCAAGGCCCGUCAGGACUGCAUCAAAGAGAUCGAUCUACUAAAGCAACUGAAUCACCCCAAUGUGAUCAAAUACCUUGACUCCUUCAUUGAAGACAAUGAACUCAACAUUGUUCUGGAGCUGGCGGAUGCUGGGGAUCUGUCCCAGAUGAUAAAGUACUUCAAGAAGAAGAGGCGCCUCAUCCCAGAGAGGACGGUAUGGAAAUACUUUGUGCAGCUCUGCAGCGCUCUGGAUCACAUGCACUCACGCAGAGUAAUGCACCGGGAUAUCAAGCCAGCCAACGUGUUCAUAACAGCCACAGGGGAGGUGAAGCUGGGUGACCUGGGAUUAGGCCGCUUCUUCAGCUCUAAAACCACGGCAGCACACUCCUUAGUGGGGACACCUUACUACAUGUCACCGGAGAGGAUCCACGAGAACGGAUACAAUUUUAAGUCAGACAUCUGGUCCCUGGGGUGUCUUUUGUAUGAGAUGGCAGCGCUGCAGAGUCCGUUUUACGGGGACAAGAUGAACCUCCUCUCCCUCUGCCAGAAGAUCGAGCAGUGCGAUUACCCCCCCCUCCCCCCCGACCAUUACUCUGAGAAGCUGCGGGGCCUGGUGAGCAUGUGCAUCAACCCCGAACCAGUCAAGCGGCCGGACAUCGUCUUUGUGCUGCAGAUCGCCAAACAGAUGAACAUGUGGCCUUCCAGCACCUGAGCACCACGUGUGUGUGUGUGUGUGUGUGUGUGUGUGUGUGUGGUGUCAUGGAGGAUGCACCAUGUGUGUGUGUGGUGUCAUGGAGGAUGUGAGGAGGGCCUUUGUGGUGGAGCACGCUCGGAAAGCAGAGUUUAAGAGUUUAUGGAAGCACACUUGAGCUUUCUUCCUUCAACUCCACGGGGGUUCAUUCCAAGUGCAUGUGUGUGUCAGGUAAAGUAGACAUUGGGAAGUCAAAUAUCUUUCAGCACUCAUUGUAAUGAAAUGUUGUUUUUUAUAUCGUCAAUUUAAGUGCAUAAUUGAGGGUUCUAAAUGGACAAUUGGUACAUACGCAUUAGCAACAACUUGAUAUGUUAUACAUCUGUUUACUUCUAUCAGAGGAAGGCGUUCUUUAUGACUGGUGGAUUAUCCCUGUUCUUUAUUUCAUUAUCUUAAAGGGAGAGUUCUGUCACUGUCUCAAUGGCCCAAACUAUCCCUUUAAAGGAUAAAGCUCUUACUUAGUUUUUGAAGGCCUGUUUUCCCAAAUUGACUAAAAAUGGUCACGAUAAUCUUGAUUCAAGGAGGACUCACGAGUUUAUCCCAAAGCUUUCAACCACACAUCAUGGUUUUCAUUGGCGGAUGGCGUCACUCAGUUGACGACAACAACGUUCACAUGUGAACAAACCCAAUAAUAAAGACCAGGAGAUGUGGUUGAAAGCUCUGGUAUAACUUAGUAAGUAGAACUUGAAUCUUUUCAAGACUUCAAGAAUAAACUUUCAGGCACAACGUUCUGAAGCUGCAGUAAUUGAUUCUUUUGACCAUUUGGGCUUAUAACACAACUUUGCCAUAUUUGCAAUAUUUGUUCCGUUUCUGAAGCGGAGCAACAUUAGCAUUCAUUUGGAGUUGUGUUUGAUGGAUGGAAGUCAAAUGUUCUCUCCUUUUAUCUGUUUUUGGUCUCCACCAACCCCUGAGAACUGUCUGUCCCUUUAGAUGCUAAAUGCUCACUCUGCCCAGCAGCUAGUCCCGAUGUUUGGGUCCCUCCCCAUACCAAAGCACUUAAAGUGUCUCUGGGGGAACCUUGUCAUGUUGGCUCAAAUCAAAUCAUCUCAGUUCGGCCUUGCAGGCUCCAUCCAUACUCAUAAGGCUGAGAAAGUCUUUAACAAAAGAUUCUAUGGUGUUGCAUUGUGGGAAAUAUAGGAUCCAGUGCUUCUCUGGUAUCUCAGCCUUUGAAGAGGUCCCCAUAUGGUUUUACAUGUGCAGCUUAAAUCUGUGAGGUAACAUUUGAAGUCGCUCUGUAUAACAAGACAAUGAAGGAGAUGUGCCGUCUUGUGUGAAGGUCCUUGGUCCUGGAAGGAAUCCUAUUUGCUUAUUAGCCCGCUAUGUUUUGAAUUUGUGAUCUUUAUGUAGCCUUAAUACUUUUGCAUAUCAUUUUCAGUGUUGACAGGAGGAAAGAAGAACCGCAUAAAUCAUCUUUUGUUUGGGUAAAAGGACGACUGAUUUAAAAAAAAAAGGUUUAUUCAUCAUCAUUAUCCCUGGAGAAAGAAACUGGAGAAACGAUUGAUAUCUUUUAUUGAAUUUAUUUUUACAAAUCUAAACACACACAAAGUGUACAAAGUUUCUGUGUGUAUAGACCAUUGUUACUGUGAAACGAGAUGCUGUGAACAUCCUUUUGAUAGCUGGUAUCAAACGAAUAUGUCCUUUAUAUGUCCUUUAUAGACAUAUGGGACUCUUUGGUUCCCGAUUUAAUAAACUGUAACACAAAAUGUAACAAAUAAAAAAUUUAACAAAUAAAAAAAACUGAUAUGAAUG